Molecule: messenger RNA, 2221 nt
Organism: Pantherophis guttatus
Lineage: Eukaryota; Metazoa; Chordata; Lepidosauria; Squamata; Colubridae
Product: G protein-coupled receptor 22-like
Biological process (GO): G protein-coupled receptor signaling pathway; cellular response to hormone stimulus
Cellular component (GO): plasma membrane
Molecular function (GO): G protein-coupled receptor activity; peptide binding
Source: RefSeq, a predicted model, not a curated record
GUCCGUCCACCUGCGAAGGCGAGACGGGUUCCCGGUCUGUCUUUCGCGUCUGUCCCCACCCCUCUCACACACACACACUUUUUGCUUUCUUUCUUUUUUUUUUUUUUUGUGAAACCGUAGGCGCGCGACCAGGUUCCAGAUGUGGAAGCAGGCAGUGGCGCGCGGCGCGGCUACGAGCCCGUCGCUGGCUGCAAGGUCUGGACCGAGCGGGAACCAAGCCCGGCGAACUGGAAGGUGGCGCCGGGAGGGGGAGGAGGAGGAGGAGGAGGAGGCGGCGACGGCAAGACGGCGAUGGUGUUGCUGCUGCCGCUGCUGAGAAGGAGGAGGAGGAGGAGGAGGAUGGCAAACGGGAGUCCCCGGGCUGCUGCUCCAAGGAAAUGCGGCAGCCGGGCUCGCGCCGCCGCCGCCGCUGCUGAAACGCCAAGCACCGGCCCCAGGUAAGGUUGCUGUCUGUAACGCUCAGCUCAGUCCAGGGACUAUGCCCAAGUGCUUCUGCCUCUUUCAACCAUGGAGAGUCCCAUGUUUGACACCAUCCUGGAGACAACAGACGGGGUAACCCCCGACCCCAGUUGGUCCCUGCCCUACCCACUGGGCUUCCAGGUGUCCCUGACAGGCUUCCUAAUGUUGGAAAUUGUUCUAGGGGUCAGCAGCAAUCUGACAGUAUUGGUUCUCUACUGCCUGCAAGCUGGCUUGGUUGACUCAGUCAGCAACAUGGUGACCAUGAACUUGCAUGUACUAGAUGUGCUCAUCUGUGUGGUGUGUGCACCUCUCACCAUGGUGGUCAUAUUGGUGCCACCCGAUCGUGCUGCCACCCUCUUCUGCUGCUUCCACGAGGCCUGCAUCACCUUCAGCAGCGUGGCAACAGCCACCAACGUCCUGGUGAUCAGCUUGGACCGUUACGACAUUUCAGUUCGCCCUGCACAACGUGUGCUCACUCCAGCCCGUGCAAUUCUUCUUCUGGCUGGAGUCUGGGUGCUAUCCCUGACUGUAUUUUUUAUACCCUUCCUCGAGGGCGAGUUUGGACACGCCAGCGUGUGGCAAAACCGUACGGUGCUGUGUGUUGGCCCAGAAGAGUUCCAUGCUGAGCUCGGCACCGCCUAUCACCUUGCCAUCCAGAUCCCCACUUUCUUUGCAGCCGUGGCAGUCAUGCUGGUGACCUACGCCAAGAUCCUGCAAGCUCUCAAUAUCAGCAUCGGCAGCACUUUCAAGCGUAGCCAGCGUCGCAAGACGAAAAAGAGGAAGCGGCGGAAAGCAGUAGAACUGAGUAGCAGCAGCAGCAUGAUCAGUGCUGGAGAAGCCAAGAGGCUUUCCCAGCCAAAGCCCACGCUUCAAGCUCCACCUCCAAUGGGUGUGCAGGCUUCUGUCUCUGUGAUCAUCGCACUGCGUCGGGCGGUGAAACGCCACCGUGACCGGAGGGAGCGCCAGAGGCGUGUUUUCCGCAUGUCCCUGUUAAUCAUCUCAACGUUCCUGUUGUGCUGGGCACCUCUGUCCAUUGUCAACCUGCUCAUUCUGUGCCUCGGGCCUAGCCCUUUGCUGGGCAAGCUGCGCAUCUGCUUCCUGGCCAUGGCCUAUGGUACAACCAUCUUCCACCCACUCCUUUAUGCCUUUACCCGCCAGAAACUGCGCAACGUACUCCGCAGCAAGCUGAAGAAACGAGUGGUGUCAGCGCUGCAAGUCGAUCCCGCACCUGGUGGCACCAUCAUCCACAACUCCUGGGUGGAGCCACCACGAAAAGGCUGCAAGGGGCGGCCACGGGGUAGUGAUGGGGCUGAGCACUGCCUGACGGAGGCCACAAAAGACAUUGGCAGCAUGUGGAAUGAACACAUAGAAUAUGCCUUUUGGAUGGAAGCAACAAUGACGAGCAGCAAUGACAUUCCCAGAGGGGUGAUUUCGGAAACGGAAUUCAUCACAAGGCCCUGCUUCGAAUAAGAUGUGCAAAUACUAAUGGCUGACGGUCACCUUCAAGGGUCUCGCUCUGCAUUUCCUUCUUCUGGUUUUCUCUUUUCUCUUCCAUCCGGCUCAGUCUGGACAAUUCUUCCAGCAGAGGAUGCUUUAAAUAGAAGACAAUCCUCCGCAAACUGGGACGUGUGGGCACUUUUUCCCCUGGACAGGUCCAAGCAUUUCCACCCCCACCCCCCCUUGUAAAUACCUCCUUUCACUCUUCCCACUCAGACAUCCAAAACUUUAAUCAACGAGAUAAAUAAACAUUUUAAAAUAGCAA